AUGGCACAGUCGUUGAAGGUGGCGGUGAUCGGAGCCGGGGUUUCUGGGCUUGCUGUUGCUCGUGAACUUCAAAGAGAAGGCCACCGAGUCGUAGUGUAUGAAAAACAAAAUCGACUCGGUGGAACAUGGAUGUAUGACCCCCGAGUCGAGACCGAUCCACUCGGACUCGAUCCUAAUAGAGAGAUUGUUCAUAGUAGCAUCUAUUUCUCACUUCGCACCAACUCACCCAGACACCUUACGGGCUUCUCAGACUACCUAUUUACCUCUAAGCAAUAUGGGGAUUCUAGGAAUUUUCCUGGACAUGAAGAAGUGCUAAAGUUUUUGGAUGAUUUUGCUAAAGACUUUGGACUCGUUGAGUUGAUACGGUUCAAUACUGAAGUGGUCCGAGUUGAGCGGGUCGACUCGAGGAUCGACGAGUGGGUUGUUGAGUCAAGAACGAGUGGACUGAGUACGGAGGACAUAUUUGAGGCAGUGAUGGUUUGCAGUGGUCAUUAUACUGUACCUCGAUUGGCAAAUCUUUCAGGCAUUGAGAAAUGGCCUGGAAAGCAAGUUCAUAGCCACAAUUAUCGUGUUCCUGAACCAUUUCAAGAUCAGAUUGUGGUAGUGAUCGGAAAUGGACCAAGUGCUUAUGAUAUUUCCUUAGAAAUUGCGACAGUGGCCAAAGAAGUUCAUAUUUCGUCAAGAUCCCCGAAUGUUAAAUGUUCAAAGCUGGACAACCACGAAAAUAUGUGGCAGCAUUCCGAGAUUAACAACAUCUAUGAAAAUGGUACAGUAUGUUUUCAAGACGGAACAGCCAUUUGUGCAGAUAUCAUUUUUCAUUGUACUGGGUACAAUUACGAUUUUCCAUUUCUCCAAACGAAUGGAAUUGUAACCGUGGAGGACAAUCGAGUCGGGCCGUUGUACAAGCAUGUCUUCCCCCCACGGCUUGCUCCUAGACUCUGCUUCGUGGGACUUCCUUCCAGGGUUCUCUUUUUUACCAUGGCGGAAUUACAAUCCAAGUGGGUGACGCGUUUAUUAUCCGGCAAGGCGGUCCUGCCAUCGGAAUCGGAGAUGUUGGCCGAUGUAGAAGAACACUACCGGAAUAUGAAGGAACGCCAGACCCCGAAGCACCAUACCCAUCUUAUUUUACCAGUUGAUGAUCAGUUCGAGUACUUGGACUGGCUAGCGGCUCAAGUGGGACUACCACCGUUGGAUGGGAAGUUAAAAGACAUUCGUAGAGAACUUUCGAGAAUUUAUAUGAGUCCUCAAAGAGUUGGAUGGAGGGAAUGGGAUGUUGACAGCUUCAUCAAUCGGAACUGUUCCUGGGUUGAAUCCAGAAGCCCCCAAAUGGGUAUAAUCAGAAGCAGUUUUACUUUCAUGUUGGGGACAAUCUGUGGAGUGUACAUAGCACAGAACUACAACGUGCCCAACAUCAGAAAACUGACCAACACUGGCGUUUUCAUGGCCAAGAAGGUUGAGGAGACCUAUCGCAAACCCAAGAAGGACAAGGACGAUAAAUCGGACGGCUGA
This is a messenger RNA of Ilex paraguariensis (yerba mate), 1509 nucleotides long. NCBI's taxonomy places the organism in Eukaryota, Viridiplantae, Streptophyta, Magnoliopsida, Aquifoliales, Aquifoliaceae. The record is from the annotation of a GenBank genome assembly.